GUCCUCUCCUGCCAUCUGUUUCUUCUCUUUCCCUCUCUGUUCUUCUGCUUCACCGCCAAAAGUACAGAACCUUCUCCCUCCUUCUCUGCUUCACUUCAGGCCACCUCUGAAUCUCUCUCUCUCUCUCUUUGCGUUUGAAUUUCCCACGGUUAAUCUCAUCGGCCACCAAAGACUUCAAUUUCUGAAUCAAUUUUACAUUCGGAGUGAUGGAGGAGCAAUUCGUACUCAGAGUCCCACCUUCAGUUGCAGAGCGAUUAGAUCGUCUUCUCAGCGAGAAUGCUUCUUCAGACGACAAGUCGUUGGAUUUGUCUUUCGAAGAGGAUGGCCGGAGUGGAACAUUUGUAAUUGGCAAUGACCGGUUCCCUGCAUCGCUCUUGGAUCUUCCUACUGUUGUGGAAUCCUACAAAACGUAUGACGAUAGUGUGUUAAUUAAGACUGCAGAUAUUGGUCAGAUGAUUAUGGUUAGAGAUCCAAAUGAUCCUGCUCCAGAUACAGUUGAGUACAGGCAUGGUCUCACCCCUCCAAUGAGGGAUGCUCGAAAGCGAAGAUUUCGCAGGGAGCCUGAUCUAAAUCCUGAGCUUGUCCAGCGUGUUGAGCAAGAUCUACUGAACAUUAGUGCUGGUGGACCAGCUGACAAUGUGGAUAUUGAAGUAGCUGAGCAAGAGAAAAAUCGAGAUGGCAAGGCUGGUAAUACAAGUAAAAACCCUGCACCAGCACCUGAAUCAAAAACUGAUAUUCCUGAGGCUGCUACAAACACAGGGGAGCCUGAUGGAGAGCAUGAUAGAAGUGAUUCGGAUGAAUCUGACGAUUCAAUUUGAAGCAAGCCCUUGUGCUGAUAUUGUUUCCCCGUCAAGCUUCUUGAUGAAGUUAAGAUGUGCAUAUCAAAAAGAACAGGGAUGAAAGCUUGUUUUAUGAAUGACAGCAUAAAUUUAUGUUGUGUUGAUAACAUUAACAUGUAUGCUAACAUUAUUUUUGAUCUCCUCCUAGUCGGUUUGCCAGUUCUGAAUAUCCUCAGGAUUCUCAAAGAACUUGUAUAAUUUGGUAGUAUAUAGUGGAAAACUUGUCUACAAGUUUGUACUUUUGCAAAGCUAUGCCAAGUUUCAUUUCUUCGUUCCAAAGGCA
Messenger RNA from Rosa rugosa (rugosa rose), 1122 nucleotides. RefSeq names its product transcription initiation factor TFIID subunit 7-like. Gene Ontology annotation, molecular function: RNA polymerase II general transcription initiation factor activity. The record is from RefSeq and is a predicted model, not a curated record. Gene Ontology annotation, cellular component: transcription factor TFIID complex. The transcript has 6 exons. The coding region runs from base 207 to 818 and encodes 203 amino acids. NCBI's taxonomy places the organism in Eukaryota, Viridiplantae, Streptophyta, Magnoliopsida, Rosales, Rosaceae. Gene Ontology annotation, biological process: transcription initiation at RNA polymerase II promoter; RNA polymerase II preinitiation complex assembly.